AGUUUACUUGGUUCUUGUUUUUAUGAACAAAAAGAAAAGAACAACACGUCUAUCUUUGUGACACAGUGUGCACAGUUAUUGCUACUUGAUAUCGGGGCUUCAAAUGCGAUAUAAAAUUUAAUCAUAACUUUGACCCAACAACACAUAAGAAGCAUUUUUUAAAGCCUGAAUAAACACAGGAUGUCCAUAUAUAUAGGAGUUUAUUGUAUUAUUGUGUUAUUCCCUCGACAAUUUAACUAUUAAACUAAUUAAUUAAUUAAUUAAAAGGGUUAAUCGAAAUGUUUAUUUAUCAAAGUUUACAAAUAUGCAUUUUCCAAAAACUUUUUUAUCGACAUAAUAUUUAAUCUAAUAUUUUAAAUAAAGCGCUCUUUGUGGCCCCUAAGCUGCUUUUUUUGACACACAUUCAUUUUGGAGGUCUCGAUAUACAACCAGGAAGUUGUGAGAUCGUUUCAAACUUCUUUUUUUUCUUAAUUUUCUGAACGAGCACAAAAGACGGUCACUCCUCCAAAAUCCAAAAAGUCCGCCCCAGCACACACACACACACACACACACACACGCAUACACACGCAGUCAGCCACUUCUCAACAUGGACGUCCGAGCGACGGUUGCUGUGCGCUCUCUGCGGCUCUCUGCGCUCUACGCGCGGACUCUCUCGGCGGUCCGGCCCGGUCCGGAGCUCCGGUGCGGAGGCCCCGGUGCCAUCUUGGUCAGACGGAAUAUGACUGUCCAGACUGCGACGGAGACGGCGGGACUCAAGACCAUCGACGACCUGCCCGGACCCAGUGUGUCCACAUCUCUCUACAUGAUCUUUUUCAAGGGAUUUUUGAAGAAGUAUCAUUUAAUGCAGGGUCUGCAGAAGAGCAUGUAUGGGCCCAUAUGGCGCUCAAAGAUGGGCACAUAUAAGAUGGUGAACGUGGCGAGUCCGGAGCUCAUAGCUCAGGUGAUCCAACAAGAGGGUCUCUACCCGGUCCGAUUUGACAUGCAGCACUGGAGAGACUACAGGGACUUGAGAGGACAGGCCUACGGUUUACAUGUUAGCACAGGACCAGAAUGGCACCACCUCCGCAGUGUCCUAAACCCUGGUCUACUGAAGAUGAAGGCAGUGACAGGUUAUGCCUCGGUCAUCCACGAGGUGGUCGGAGAUUUGCUGCAGCGCAUUGAGGUCCUUCGCAGUCGCAGUCAGGACAAGGCUACAGUUCCAGAUGUAGCGGCUGAAUUCUAUAAGUUUGGUUUUGAGGCGAUCUCUGCAGUCCUGUUUGAGACCAGGCUCGGCUGCUUGGAGGAGGACAUUCCCAAAGACACACAGAAAUUCAUCGCCGGCGUCAACGACAUGCUUUCUCUGUCUCAAAUCCUUGUUAUCUUCCCACGCUGGAGCUACAACAUCCUGCCCUUCUGGAAGCGUUUUGUUCGGGCUUGGGACGACCUCCACGGCGUAGGUAGGCAGCAAAAGAAGGGACGGAAAAGGGAAAAUGCAUGCAGUUUGAUGUUUGGAUUUAGAUUUGUGUUUAUUUCUCGUUUGCAUAUGCAAGCCGAGACGCUCAUCGACAGGAGAGUGGCAGAAAUUGAAGCCCAGGUGAAGAGAGGCGAGACGCCAGAGGGCAUGUACCUGACUCAUCUGCUGUCUUCUGAGCAGAUGAGCAGAGCCAAUGUUUACGUCACUGUCACAGAGCUGCUGCUCGGGGGAGUGGACACGACGUCCAACACCUUGUCUUGGGCUUUGUUCCAUUUAGCGAAGGACAACAGGGCUCAGGACCAACUGUACAGGGAGGUGAACGCCGUUUGCCCCGAUCAACGAGCGCCGACCACAGCCGACCUGAGCAGGAUGCCGUACCUGAAGGCCGUCGUGAAGGAGACGCUGCGACUUUAUCCUGUGGUACCUGGAAAUGGACGCAUUGUUUCAGAGAAUGAGGUGGUUCUGGACAACUACUGGUUCCCAAAGAAGACUUUGUUCCACUUGUGUCAUUACGCAGUUUCUCAUGAUGAGGCAGAGUUCCCUGAUGCGGAGCGCUUCAUCCCGGAGCGUUGGCUCCGCACCGAGACACCCGGCGCCGACUCUGUGGCACCAAUGCCGGGCUCCUACCAGCACCACCCGUACAGUUUCAUCCCAUUCGGCGUGAAGGGCCGAGGGUGUGUGGGGAAGAGGUUGGCGGAGAUGGAGUUGUAUUUCACUCUCUCCAGGCUGUUGCAGCGCUACAAUGUCCAGCCUGAGCCCGGCGUCACCACCAUAGAACCCAUCACUCGGACUCUGCUCGUCCCUGAAAAGCCCAUCAACCUGCGCUUCCUGCCCAGAGCCCAGUGAGCUACUUUUUUUCAGGAGAAGACGUGAAGGCCUUUGGCUCUGCGGCUCUGCGGCUCUGCGGCUCUGCCGGCUUAAUGAAAGUGGCUCGCUGGCUGUCUCCACAGACACACAAACGCACUUUCUCUGCCUUUAGAUGAACUUUGAUCAUUCGUCUCUGCUUCCUGCGCUACAUCGCUGUCGAUCAUCGCAGCUUGUGUUUUUAUACCACGAGCAGCUGAAACCUGUGUGUGUGUGUGUGUGUGUGUGUGUGUGUGGACAUGACUCAACACAACUUCCUUAUUAAUGUUCAUCAUAAUCAGCUUGUUAUUGCAUGAAUCAGAGAGGCGUACAGGCAGGUUUUGUCUUUUAAUAUUAAUCAUUUAAAAAGCGGAAGAGGUAUAUGUGCAGACAUAAAAUUAUAUAAUUAUAAUAAUAAUAACUUUUAUUAACUCAAAUGACCUGUGGGCCACUGAGCAUGUUUUCUCAGUCAAGUGAAAAGAAAGUCACAUUUUUGGGGGAUAAAGCAACUUUUCAGUUUCAGUAUGUGGCUAUGUCAUGAUUCUCCCAGCAGUGACAAUGUUUUUCUGAUGGUAUUUCACCGAAUUUCAGAACAUGGAACGAUGUAAAGUUUGAUCGUCAUAGAAAAAGAAAAACAUACUGAAAUAACUAAUAUUAUAUUAAUUGUAUAUUAGUUGGCAGGUGGCAUGAAAUCCACUGGAGGGCUGCGAGUUGAAACAAGAGAAAGGGAAAUGUGUGUAAGUGUUGCGUGGUCAUGCAGGCUGUGGAUGUUAGUAUCUCGUAUCGACCAUUUUAUCUAACAGAUGUGAUAAUUGGCCAUAUUUAUACACUGAAAUACACUGCAUCUUUAUUCCUAUUUGGACUGCUUGUAAAAAGAGUAAAUACUGUAUAAAGACAUGGUGAAAGGAUUCAUGUUUGCCUUAAAUCUACAUGCUCCUGUCGCUUCAUUCCUCUAAUCUGCUUAAACUACCAACAUUCUCUGGAAAGUAGAGACACAAAAACCUGGCUCUGGGACUUUCAGAGCCCCGAGCUGUGAGAAGUAAUAUUUGCACAAACAUGAAAUGUUUAAAAGCGUAAAAGAAACUGAAACGAUGGGCUGCACUUUACUGUGUGCGUUUCAUGUAGUUGUGUCAUUGUGUGCACUUUAGACUUGAGUCUCACUUUUAAUGUUGACAUGUUAUACCGCUUUUAAUAAAAUCAUCUAUAAUGCUGA
Molecule: messenger RNA, 3509 nt
Organism: Solea solea (common sole)
Lineage: Eukaryota; Metazoa; Chordata; Actinopteri; Pleuronectiformes; Soleidae
Product: sterol 26-hydroxylase, mitochondrial
Exons: 9
Coding region: 587-2299 (570 amino acids)
Biological process (GO): cholesterol metabolic process; cellular response to peptide hormone stimulus; cortisol metabolic process
Cellular component (GO): mitochondrial inner membrane
Molecular function (GO): oxidoreductase activity, acting on paired donors, with incorporation or reduction of molecular oxygen; iron ion binding; monooxygenase activity
Source: RefSeq, a predicted model, not a curated record